AUGAUGAAUUCAUCGGAAAUAACUGAAGAGAAGGAUGAUGAUAGCAGUUGCCUUGUUGAUCCAGAAGUUCAAAAAGAAAGGAUAAGGCGGAUUAUAGAGUAUCAGAAAUCUCUUUAUCGGUCUUCAUCUUCGUCUUCUUCCUCCUCUUCCUCAGCUGCUUCCCGCUCCUCGUUUUCUUCAGCUCGAAAAAGUAGCAGUUUGUUAGGUUUGAUGAAAGUAGGAAACACAUCGUUGAGGAGAUUAUUUGACAUGGAGCAUACAAGUUUGGCCAACCAUUUUGAGGAUUUCAGUGGGUCAUCCAUAAUUAAGCCUAUUCUUCUAUGGGGCAGUGAUACAGACAAUGAAAAUGAAAUGCAUGAUCCAUGGCAAUCCAUCAAGCAGUUUGGACCACUAAAUGAAUCUAGGAUUGAUGGACCAAGUAAGUUUCCUUCAGAUGGUAGUUUCCGGGAUGGAGAGCGUGGCUUCCGGAAUACAGAGGUAAGAAUUGGCAACCGCAAGCUGACUAGGAAAAAGUCAUUUAGGAGAUUGCCCGGAUUUGGGUUAUGGAGAUGCAGAGGAUUUAGAUUGAGAUUAAGAUUGAGGCGGCUUAGGAUUGCUUUUUGUGGAAGAAAAUAUUAG
Prunus armeniaca (apricot) is the source of this 618-nucleotide messenger RNA. Lineage: Eukaryota; Viridiplantae; Streptophyta; Magnoliopsida; Rosales; Rosaceae. The record is from the annotation of a GenBank genome assembly.